GCAAACAUGUGGUGUGCUGAAGGUGUAGAACUGCUAGCCUCCCAUCAGAUUGAGAAAUGUACAUGUUACGAAUUUGCUGCAAGAGCUUUAAAAAAUGUUGAAGAUUUUCUUCAAAAAGGUUAUGACUUACAGAUCAGUGAGGAAUUAAAAAAUCAUUCAAUUUUUGAAGUUGCAAUUUCUCCUGAGACGCGAGCUCUUGUACAACAGGUUUUAAAACGACUUGAAGACAUGCAGACUGUAUGUGAAAAACGAAAAUCUAGUCUAGAGAAACUUGCAGUCAAGCCAGUACGUCCUGUUCAAGCUGUGGUGCCAGAGCCCAAAGUGCCUUCACAUCCUCCUUUACGACGAAUAUCACCUGACGGAGACAAAAAGCUUUUUAGAAAGGGAACUAAAACAACAAUUGAAAUAUGUUUUGAAGAAAAUGAGGAUGAAUCUAAUUACUUUCGACCAAUUGAAACUGCAGAAAGCACACCUGCUCAAAGAAAUAGUGCAGAUCUGUUAAAACUGAAACAAGGCCAUGUCAUGACUGAGUUAAUAGAAACAGAAAAGACAUAUGUUGCAGAAUUAAGCAGUAUAUUAGAUGGUUAUAUGAAACAAAUCGAUAAUCCUGCCAUGAAAGACAUAGUUCCAUCUAUUCUUUUUGAUCAGAAAGAUGUCCUAUUUGGAAAUAUGGAGGAUAUUUAUUUCUUUCACUGCAACACUUUUUUAAAAGAUCUUGAGAGCUGCAGUAGUACACCUGAACUUGUUGGAAGGUGCUUUGUUCAAAGAAGUGAAUCCUUCCAUAAACUUUACAGCAUUUAUUGCCUGAAUAAACCAAAAUCUGAAUCCCUCCGAAGACAAUGUGGUGAUGACAAUCCCUUUUUCAAGGAAUGCCAAAAAAACCUUGGUCAUAAAUUGCCUCUUGGUGCCUAUUUAUUAAAACCUGUCCAAAGAAUUACCAAAUACCAAUUAUUACUCCAGGAUUUGUUAAAGUUCUGUGAUGAGAACAUUGUAGAGCUUAAAGAAGCACUAGAUACUAUGCUCACUGUAUUAAAAUAUGUUAAUGACAGCAUGCAUCAGGUUGCAAUUACAGGGUUCCAUGGAUGUUUGACUGACUAUGGUCAGCUUCUCCUCCAGAGUCCAUUUAAUGUGUGGGUAGAAAACAAGAAGGACCGCAUUAAAGAAUUACGUUUCAAAGCUCAUCAGCGAUAUAUAUUUCUGUAUGAAGGAUUGGUUCUGUUCACGAAAAAAUAUGGACGUGAGGAGAGCCCUAGUUAUGCAUUCAAAAAUUCAUUAAAAACAUCACAGAUAGGACUUACUGAAAAUAUGCAUGGUAGCAAAGCUGAAGGAAGGAAAUUUGAAUUAUGGCUACAUGGAAGGAAACAAAUAUAUAUUUUGCAGGCACCAACUCCAGAAAUCAAGCUCAAAUGGGUGUCGGAAAUUAAAAGGGUGCUGUUUCAGCAAUUUGAGCAUCUUAAAGAUGAGAACAAGAAACUGUACUCUGAAAAAAUUAAAUGUUUGAAUGGGUUAAUAUCUCAAUCUCCAGUUUCUAAAAGGGCUCAUGUUGUUUCUAGUCAAAGUUGGGAUAAUACUCCACCUGUAAAUAAUAACAUUUUAGAUGAUAAAGUUCCUGAAAAAACAAGAAGGGCAACAUUCUCAUCUGAAGCCAAUUACCAGAAGGAAGACCUUGACAAUCAAGAUGAUGGUUGGUCCACAGAUGAAUUGUCUCAAACUGAAGAUGAAGACGAAGAUGGAGACAUUUUCUUGCAGACAGCUGAGGUUAAAGGCCGAUACAUAGUUCUGGGAGAUUAUGAAGCUGUGGAUGUUGGAGAAGUAUCACUUCAUGAAGGACAGAUUGUAGAAAUAGAAAAAAUUGGCUGUGCUGGAUGGUGGUAUGUGCGUUGCUUAGAUACUGGAUGCCAGGGCUGGGUCCCAGCAUCUUAUCUAGGUCCAACAAGUCAUAAUAAAAGAGGUUCUCGAUCAUCACCAUCAGUGAGUAGUCAAGAUUCGGGCAGUGGGAGUCUUCAACGUGCAGCUAGCAAAUCUAGUGUAGCUAGUAACAUGAGUAGUACAAGCCAGGAAACUGCUAAUUUAUGAUAAAGUAGCAUUUUUCUUACAGAUAAUGCAAUUGCAAGCUUCUACUUAAUGUAACAUGAAAGCACCUGCAUUUUUUGCCACAUGAAUGAAAUUUUACAAUUGCAUCAAAUCAUUAAUAUGAUUUAUAUCUUUAUACGUGAAAAGUAUUUUGUGCUUGUUAUAAACAAAACAGAAAAGUUCUUACCUAAAAUCUCAUCUACAGACUUUUUAUAGCUUGUUUAUUCAUUGUACAAAAGCAAUCAUCAACCUAGUCACUAGCUCUCACAAACAAAUGUUUGCACUUAUUGUAGCACUUAAAAGACAACAUUUUCUCUCCAGAUUGGCUUUUUUUUUUUUUUUUUUUUUUUUUUUUUUUUUUUUUUUUUGGCACUUUUUCCUUUUUAUUUCUUUAAUUAAUUUUACACUUUUUUCUUAAAGCAUUUUAAAAAAAAAAACUUAAUUUUAUAAUGCAGCAAUAUUAAAUUUAAAAGAUUUCAGUGAAAUGAGUUUCUUAAAAUAGAUUUGACAGCAUACAGUAAAGCAAAAUAUAAGUAGUAAUUAAAUCAGGCCCUUUGUGCUGCAAUACUCAAAUAGCAAAUACUGAUAGAAAAUUGUAAAUAUAUACAUAUAUACUAAUUGAUAGUCAUUGUAUAGUAAAACAUUUGAAGAAUUCAUCAUUGGAAUAAAUUACUGUAUGCCUUUGGCAUUGUAAUCUAAUAUAAAAAGUUUUUAUUUUGUUGCUUAUUUGUUUGAAAAUUUAAACCUUGUAUAUUUGAUGUAAUAAAUCAAAAUGUUUUUGUAAAUAUUGUAUACAGUGUUUUGUAAGGCAGUGCUGAUAGUUAUUUAUUUUGCAUAAUUAAUUAGAUUAAGGAAGGUGGGAAUCCUGAAAAAUUUUUUUAUGUUUCUCUGGAGCAAAGUUUUUAUGUCAUUUUUCAUCUUGGGUAAUGCUGUGUAUGAAUAGGAAACCUUUUUUAUUUCAAAUUUGGCAAAUAAAUACUUAAAAUACUUUUUUCCAUUAUAUUCUUACAUUUUGUUUUCAAAAUCUCUCUAUAAGAAAUGCAAGUAGUGUAUAAAAUUUGAUGUUUUUCUUUAAAUUGUGUCUGACUAAAGUUGUACAUUUUAUUAAAUUAUUUAUGUACCAAAAUUAUUUGUACAUGUUUAUAGUAAUAAAUAUUGUUUUAUUUCACA
Messenger RNA from Stegodyphus dumicola, 3243 nucleotides. RefSeq names its product guanine nucleotide exchange factor DBS-like. Gene Ontology annotation, molecular function: protein binding; guanyl-nucleotide exchange factor activity. Gene Ontology annotation, cellular component: cytoplasm. The record is from RefSeq and is a predicted model, not a curated record. NCBI's taxonomy places the organism in Eukaryota, Metazoa, Arthropoda, Arachnida, Araneae, Eresidae.